AUGUCCCUUAACGGCUUAUGUCCCUUAACGGCUUAUGUCCCUCAACGGCUUGUUACAUCUGACAUCGUUCAGCCAUUAAUCCUUUCUUUGGCCACACUAGUCAUUAGUCGCUAUAACAUCAUGGCUUUGUGCAUGUCGUGUUAUGAAUUAUGUGUCGAUCUCGGCAAGGAUGAAAAAGCCAUGUCUGCGUUCAACGACUGGUUCACUGUCAGAAAUGAUCAAGAGCCAUACUCAGAUACAACCCCAAAGCUCGCUGGACUUGUACACUUUUCUUGGGAGUCUUUUUGCAACUCCCUCGAUCAAGAAUGUCCGGUUUGUUGGACUGCCUGGCGACAUUUGAGGUCCUCUCCGUCGGCUAUGUAUCGUGAGGAGGUGCAUCCUGGAUUCUAUAUCUGGGUUGGGGAUUGUCGGCGUGAAGGACGUAGGUUAGGUACGUGGGUGUUGCACUUCAAAUACACCUGGGAGAAGAAAGAAACUGGUUCCUACGUCGUGUCAAUUAAAAGGACGACAAAACAGCAUUUUGAUGCCGAGGCAGCUGGUUCUCCUUUGGAGGAUCACAUUGCUUCUGAUACAACCUUAAACACCAUCAAAGGCUGGAUUUCUCAAUGCCUGGACGGCCAUUCUAAAUGCCGAUUGCGGAAGCAGCAUACUCUAGACAAGAGCGUGCCAACACGGUUGGUCGAUGUGCACGACAGCCAAUCCAAGAUGUGGUCCUUAAUCGAAACGGGGGACCAUGACCAAGACUAUACAAAGUAUAUUGCAUUAUCACACCGGUGGCUAGAUCAUACACCUCAGCUGCUACAGAGUACUUACCCACAUCUACGGAAAGGCCAAUCUGACGACACUGUCCCCCCUAGCUAUCAAGACGUCUUUGUCCUCUGCCGCGCAUUAGGCGUCAGAUAUGUCUGGAUUGACUCGCUCUGUAUUUUGCAAGAUUCUGACGCGGAUUUCUACCGAGAAGCUGGGACAAUGGCGAAUGUCUACAUGAACGCCAUCUGCACCUUGAGCAUAUGCUGGGAGUCUCCUAACAGCGGUAUUUUUCGGCAUCGAAACGUUCGCACGAUUCCUCGAUACUCAGAAACCUACGUAGCCUCGCCUACGGAGCCGAAUAACUAUGCCUUUGUGCUUGACCAUUUUAUGUGGUCUCUUGCUGUGAGUCGGGCCCAGGUCAAUCGAAGAGGAUGGGUGUUUCAAGAACGGCUACUGUCGCGCAGGAUACUCUACCUGGGCAAUGAAGAGCUCUACUGGGAGUGUGAUCAGAUUCAGGCCUGCGAAACAGCGCUUCAAAAGAUACCCUUUGGAUCCGAACAUCUUGGCCGCCUAAAUAUCGUUGGAUACGACGCAAAACAGGUCCACAGCCUCUGGAUGCGUCUUGUGGAGCGUUUUAUGAGGCUGGACUUGACGUUUGAGAAGGACAGGCUUAUUGCCAUCUCGGGAAUCGCCAGAUUCUUGUUCAGUCGGCCUGGCGAUGAGUACAUUGCGGGAAUACUCAGAAGUAAUUGGAUAGACCACCUGCUAUGGUGUCCUGCUCUUGGGUCUUCAAUAUCAGAGAAUCCCCGUGACGCCGUUGGUCCGGAACGGUUUGCGCGACGUCCCAUCGAGGCCAUUCCGUCGUGGUCAUGGGCGACGUGUCCGGGGCCUAUAGAUUGGAUAUUUCCACACUACAAUGGAGGCCCUACUGAAAUACCAGAGUUGCCGCGUAUCUGGCGGGCGGGGCGGAAUUGUCUGGCCUACCUUCGCGACUGCAGUUUCGUGCCCGUGGGAGACGACAUGUAUGGACUACCCAAAUCGGCGGCGCUGGACUUAUCCUGCCUCCUGAUACCAGCCCGAUUCAAGGAGUGUGAAAGCAAGGGAGAAGCUUGCAAAGAAAUCGAGGCAAUCGAAGUUAAUUCUGACCCGAACCCAGAGCAUGGAUACCUAGUAUCAGAUGGCUUCCUGCUUCCACUACCGUAUCCGAGGUCUCAUCGAAAUGGACCAGCAGUGAUUAAUAUCCCCUUAAGAAAUUGUAUCCCGUUCAUUCCGACUUGCUAUAUCCUACCCCUUACCGACUCGAAAUACCAUGGCUCCACAUUGAUGGGAGGCUUGAUCGUUCAGGAGCUAUCGCAGAGAUGCGCUGGCAGUGGUACGAGAGAGUUUGUGCGCAUAGGAAAUUAUUCUAUACGUCGAAAUCCCGAUGAGUCAGACACCGUGAGCUUUGGGAUCUACAGCGCUAUUGCGAAGGAAGUUCUUACUGGCGCCGCUGAUAGGGAUGAGGUUGUUGAGUUCAAGUCGAAGCUCGGUGAGUAUGCGCGAUGGAUGAGAGAAGAGAUUCCACUCAACAGGAAAACAAGGAAGGAUGUCACGGUGAAAGCUGAGUGGACAACGAUUCGUCUUACUUGA
This is a messenger RNA of Fusarium mangiferae, 2379 nucleotides long. RefSeq lists its product as uncharacterized. The record is from RefSeq and is a predicted model, not a curated record. Bases 1 to 2379 code for a protein of 792 amino acids. Lineage: Eukaryota; Fungi; Ascomycota; Sordariomycetes; Hypocreales; Nectriaceae. The transcript has 2 exons.